GCGAGCGCUCUGACCAUGGUCCCCAAGGUAGCAGCGCGCGAGGAACCGCUUCUCCCCGCCUCGGAGGGCUACGUGGAGUACCCAGCGGCGCGGCGGCAGGCGCUGCCGCGCUGGAUCACCGUCGCCGGCGCCGGCAUGGGCGUCGCCACGCUCCUCCUCCUCAUCUCGGCAGCGUCCCAGCACAGCGCUCCGACGUCUUCUUCGUCGGUCAUGCCGUCGGCGGCCGCGGCCGGCGCGGCGUCGGGGGCGGUGCUCUCGGGCGUCCUGGACCUGCCGGCGCAGCAGCAGCCGCAGACGCACCUCCUCGCGGCGCAGUCGGCGCGGGAGGAGCCGGCGGCUGCGCGGAAGAAGGGCGUGCACGCGGUCCGGUUGAGCAAGGUUGAGCGGACGGCGCGGCAGCACGCGCUGGAGCUGAACGACGAGACCUCGCAGGGGCUGUUUGCCCUCGGCGGAGCCACCACCAACCUCAUCGCGGCGGAUGGCGACGCGGGGACGGCGACAGUUGAGCUGAAGGACUUCCAAGAUGCGCAGUACUACGGCGAGAUUUCGAUUGGCACUCCGCCCCAGACCUUCUCCGUCGUCUUCGACACCGGGUCGGCAAACCUCUGGGUGCCCUCGUCGCGCUGCAAGGGCUUCAACCUCGCGUGCUUCCUCCACCGCCGCUACGCAAGCGACAAGUCGGACACCUUUGUGCGCGAUGGCACGCCCUUCGCAAUCAAGUACGGGUCCGGCUCGAUGUCCGGCUUCAUCUCGCACGACAAGAUCAGCGUCGGGUCGCUCACUCUCAAGAACGCCUCCUUCGCCGAGGCCGUCACCGAGCCCGGCGCCGCGUUUGUUCUCUCAAAGUUCGACGGCAUCCUCGGCCUCGCAUACCCGUCGCUCUCGGUCCACUGCCUCACGCCGGUGAUGCAGGAGCUGAUCAAGCAAGGCCAGCUCGCGGCGCCGCUCUUCUCCUUUUGGAUGAGCAAGGACCCGAAGCAGACGCCGGGCGGCAUGCUCUUCCUGGGCGGCGUCGACGACUCCUACUACACCGGCGACCUGCACUGCCUCCCCAUCACACGCAAGGGCUACUGGCAGUUCGACCUCGACGCAGUGUCGGUCGGCGGAAGCGACGUCCUCACAAAGGGCUCCGCCAUCGCCGACACGGGCACCUCGCUCAUCGUCGGCCCCACCGAGCAGCUGAAGAAGGUGAUUGGCAAGCUGGGCCUCGCGGACGCGCAGGCGGGGAUGGGCGGGCAGUACUCGAUUCCGUGCGACAAGAAGGGGGAGCUGCCCACGCUCUCGUUCACCUUGGGCGGCAAGACCUUUAGCCUCGAGUCGGCCGAGUACGUGCUGGAGAUGGAGCUGCUCGGCAAGAAGAUGUGCACCCUCGGGCUGAUGCCGAUGGACGUACCAAAGCCGGCUGGCCCGCUCUGGAUCCUCGGCGACGUCUUCCUCUCAAAGUACUUCUCGGUCUACGACUUUGGCAACGACCGCGUCGGCUUCGCCGAGGCGGUGGCGACGGCGCCGUAAGGAGCUGGAGCCUGCCGCCUUCCCGCGCCGCCGGUUCCGCCGGCCGGCAGUGGCGGCAGUGCUCGGCGCGGCGGGCGGACGCUCCUCUUCUCGCGGUGGACGUGUUGUGCGUGUGUGUGCGCGCCGCUGUGGGGGCGUCUCGCCACCGGAGCAGGCGGCGGGCAGGGGGGGCUGUCUGCAGCGUGGUCUCCGUCUCGACCCAGGGGCGUGCCCGAGGCGGCGGCAGUGCUGCGUCGCCGUGCGUGUCGUUGCGUGACUGCCCGUGCACCGUGAUGCCGUGACGAGGCGGCAUCACGCGGGAGUGUCGAUGCGAGCGGAGGUUGCUAGAGGGAGGUUGCCCCGCAGUGGCAAACCUUGCAACCCCGCCUCUUCUUUGCGUGAGUGUGCCGCGCGCGUGCCAUACCACUUACCAGCUGUGCCGUGCUUUCAUUUAUAUGUUCUCAGCAACGC
Emiliania huxleyi CCMP1516 is the source of this 1962-nucleotide messenger RNA. RefSeq lists its product as hypothetical. Gene Ontology annotation, biological process: proteolysis. NCBI's taxonomy places the organism in Eukaryota, Haptophyta, Isochrysidales, Noelaerhabdaceae. The transcript is spliced from 5 exons. Bases 16 to 1512 code for a protein of 498 amino acids. Gene Ontology annotation, molecular function: aspartic-type endopeptidase activity. The record is from RefSeq and is a predicted model, not a curated record.